AAAGAGGACUCGCUCUCUCUGUCCCCAAGAGACACAGCUCAGUUGUGCGUAACGGCUCGUUUAAACCAUUUGUUUCAGCGACUCGAUUCAUUCGAGUCAUCUCAAAAUACUGUUCUAUUGUCCCGUUCUUAUAUUUGAACCAUAUUUAUUCGAGUACUGUUGUUUAUUUUUAUGUCCCUUCUAUCUGAAGCGCCAGCGACGUAAAAUAAACUUGGACAGUCCAGUGCACGCAACGAACGCUUUCUGUGAACGGUUCAAACGAACCGAGUCUCGUGUGAAUCACUUCUCUGCUUUCACUCUCCAGCGCGCGCACAAGUGUUUUCCAGAAUGACGGGAGGAGCUUUGGAUUAUAAUACACAGUUUUAUCCGAAGCGUGUCAGUCUAACGGCAAAGUAAACCGUCAUGGAUGUACGGGGCGCGCUUUGGAUUGUAACUCCGCGGGUCUUUUCGACGUGAAUGUUGAAUGGCUCGGACAUGGAGAUAGCUUUGGUGAGUUUUGACAAGAGAGGGGACGGAGGAGGUGAUGGAGAAAACUACCAAAACCAAAAUUCCCUGGACCAUCCGCGCUCGCUUCGAACGGCACCCAACAACGCGAGCCUGUGGAAAAUCAACGACAUGAACAACACGACGGGCUCCACGGAGAACACGGUGGAUUAUUACAGUCCCCAUCUGUUCGACGAGGACAUCCUCAACGUAGAUAUCGACCACGAGAGCAACGAGCGAGUUCUCAUCAACAUCGCCGGACUGAGGUUCGAGACGCAGCUGGGCACGCUCAACCAGUUUCCCGACACUUUACUUGGAGAUCCCGACAAGAGGAUCAAGUAUUUCGACCCCCUCCGGAACGAGUAUUUCUUCGACCGCAACCGGCCGAGUUUUGAUGGGAUUCUUUAUUUCUACCAGUCGGGCGGGAAGAUCCGUCGACCCGUCAACGUCUCGAUCGACGUGUUCGCGGACGAGAUCCGCUUUUAUCAGCUGGGCGAAGAAGCGAUGGACCGCUUCCGCGAGGACGAGGGUUUCAUCAAAGAGGAGGAGAAGCCGUUGCCCCAAAACGAGUUCCAGAAGCAAGUGUGGCUCAUCUUCGAGUAUCCCGAAAGCUCGGGUCCCGCCCGCGGCAUCGCGAUCGUGUCCGUGAUCGUCAUCACCAUAUCCAUCAUCACUUUCUGUCUGGAAACUUUGCCGGAGUUUCGCGACGAGCGCGAGCUGGCCGUGGCGAGCCGCGCGGUCAACGGCACGCAGGAUCGCCCGUCGCUCACCUUCACUGACCCGUUCUUCAUCAUCGAGACCACGUGCGUGAUCUGGUUCACCUUCGAGCUCUUCGUGCGCUUCUUCGCGUGUCCCAGCAAGUCCGAGUUUUCCAAGACCGUCAUGAACAUAAUCGACAUCAUGUCCAUCAUGCCCUACUUCAUCACGCUGGGCACGGAGCUCGUGGAGCAGCAGGGUCAGGAGCACAACAACGGGCAGCAGGCCAUGUCUCUGGCCAUCCUGAGGGUCAUCCGCCUGGUGCGGGUGUUCCGCAUCUUCAAGCUCUCCAGACACUCCAAGGGUCUCCAGAUCCUGGGGAAGACCCUGCAGGCGAGCUUGCGGGAGCUCGGUCUCCUCAUCUUCUUUCUGUUCAUCGGGGUCAUUUUGUUCUCCAGCGCCGUCUUUUUCGCCGAGGCCGACGAACCGGAGUCGCACUUCUCCAGCAUCCCGGAUGCCUUCUGGUGGGCCGUGGUCACCAUGACGACCGUCGGCUACGGAGACAUGAGGCCGGUGACCGUGGGGGGAAAGAUCGUUGGGUCCCUUUGCGCCAUCGCGGGCGUGCUGACCAUCGCGCUCCCGGUGCCCGUCAUCGUCUCCAACUUUAACUAUUUCUACCACAGGGAAACGGACCAGGACCAAGCGGCUCUAAGGGACGAGCCGGAAGGCGGGGCGUGCGAGGAACACCCCGCGCUGAGCAAAUCGUCCCUCGGCUCGAAAGACGGAGAACGCGACGCGGACGCGAGCGCGCCCGCGGAGAAGACUGACAUCAAAGCAAACAGCAGGAUGGAUAUUAAACGCUCCCUUUACGCAUUUUGCUUGGACAAGAGAGAAACGGAUCUCUAGUCUUCGGAUCUCCAUCAGCGGAUGCAAACGUUAAUGCGCACGCAAUCAAUCCUGGAAAGUUGUUUUUCUAAAGCGCAUUUUAAUCCUUUGAUCUCUUCAUCAUCAGCAGCUUUCCCAAACGUUACUGUGUCACGUUUGAAAGAUGCGCUAAAUGCAAACAUUCUUUAAUAAAAUAUGUAUAUAGGAGUACAAAUAGUAUAUGAAUUCUUAGAAAGUUUAAUUUUUUAACUGUAUAACAGGCCUUAAGUCCUCUCAAAUCCAGCCCUUUCUUCUAGUAAGCGAAACGCCAAACUAAUGUUUUAAUGCUUUUUUAGAGCCACGUUUCCCUAAACUAGCCGUUUGGUGUUCAACCUUUAGGAUCUAAUUCAAUAACAAUGUUGUUGCUGGUCUAAAAAACUGUUGAUGUGAGUUUCGUCAGUAUGUUAUAUCAUCAUUUAUUCACUUCUCUUUAAAAAAAAAAACAUUCACGGAGUGGUCCAUGAAAAGCGACAUUUAAAGAAGGCUUUGUGAUUCAAGACUGAUGGAUGGGAUGGAGACGCCACAACAGAUGAUGAGGGUCAUACAGAAAGCAGAGCA
Triplophysa dalaica is the source of this 2661-nucleotide messenger RNA. RefSeq names its product potassium voltage-gated channel subfamily A member 5. Gene Ontology annotation, cellular component: voltage-gated potassium channel complex; membrane. Gene Ontology annotation, molecular function: delayed rectifier potassium channel activity; protein binding. Gene Ontology annotation, biological process: potassium ion transmembrane transport; protein homooligomerization. The coding region runs from base 457 to 2085 and encodes 542 amino acids. Lineage: Eukaryota; Metazoa; Chordata; Actinopteri; Cypriniformes; Nemacheilidae. The record is from RefSeq and is a predicted model, not a curated record. The transcript has a single exon.